AAACUUGUAACCAGCAAAUCCACCACACAUCACCAUGAGCAGCUCUGAGGAAGUUUCAUGGAUCUCUUGGUUUUGUGGCCUGAGAGGCAAUGAGUACUUCUGUGAGGUUGAUGAAGAAUAUAUUCAAGACAAAUUCAACUUGACUGGCCUUAAUGACCAAGUGCCUCACUACCAGCAGGCUCUUGACACUAUUUUAGAUAUUGAGCCUGAAGUGGAAGAUCCACACCAAAGUGACCUGGUGGAGCAGGCGGCUGAGAUGCUCUACGGCCUCAUCCAUGCCCGCUACAUCCUCACCAACAGAGGCAUCGCUCAGAUGAUUGAAAAAUACCAAGCUGGCGAUUUUGGCCAUUGUCCGAGGGUCUACUGUGAGAACCAGCAAAUGCUGCCCAUCGGCUUGAGUGACGUGCCAGGCGAGGCGAUGGUGAAGCUCUACUGCCCAAGAUGUUGUGAUGUUUACACUCCUAAAUCGUCUCGUCAUAAUCACAUCGACGGCUCAUACUACGGCACGGGAUUUCCUCACAUGCUCUUCAUGGUGCAUCCUGAGUACCGACCAAAGCGUCCCAGCGUGCAGUUUGUACCUAGACUUUAUGGCUUCAAGAUCCAUACAGCUGCUUACAAACUACAAGAAAUGGCAGCUGCCAAAUCUCAAAAGUCAACAAAUCACAAUAACGUCAAGAGAUAACCGAUUAAUUACGUAGAUAUCUUACGUUGCGAGCUAGAGAAGAACAUCAAUACACAUAUGCGCUCAUUUUCUAGGGGUCUUCCGGGGGCUGUGUUCAUUUUCAGACAAAAGAAGAAUUCUCGGUCAUAUAGAUUGUAGGUACUACCUACCAAGCAUUUUAAGUUACAUUGUAGAUUCUACUUAGCUUUUCAUUUUGUGAUUAUGCAUCCCUUUAGCGCUGCUACCAGGUUAUAAAUGCAACCCAAAUGCUAAAGUUUGCUCUCAAUCUAAGUUUCUUGAAUUGCCAGUUAACGCCUAAAAUGCAUUUAUGAUCGUUGCUCAAGCAUUUUCAGUUUCCAAAUAAGUUACCCUUAUGAAUAAGUAAUUAUUUGCGUCUGUGUGGUAAUGAUUACAAUUGAUUCAUGCUUGGAAACGUGCGAACUUACUCAUUGUUUAUUUCUACUUUCAGACGACGUAGGUUAUUUGAUUUUAAGGUAAAAUUGUCUUGCGUACUUGCGUUUUGAUGUUAACGAUGUUUUUUCGUGUGACGAUGGCUGUAGCUCCUAAGGAGGUUUGCUCAAAUGAUAGCGAACUAUUAAGCAUCUGUGGAGAAACAGGGAAGUGUUGUGAGUUCCCUGCUGUGCUAGCUUGUGUCGAUAAUAACACUGUAUUGUUAUCAAUUUAUUAAGCUUAGCCAAGUAUGAUUAUUGUGCGUGUUCUUUUCUCAUGCUGGUGCUUCCUUGACAGCAGUUCAAGUUUUGAUACCGAUCUUAAGUUAGUUUCUCUCAGUAUUACCUCAUUAUUGAUAAGAAAACCGCUUGUAUGUUAGUCAUCGCAGUUUUUCUUUUGUAUUCAUAUUAAUUUGUUCAUUGGUUCUGGUCGUGUUCAACUUGCGUUAUAUUCUACAAGUCUGUUCAGUGGACAUGAAAUGCAGCAAUGGCGGAAACGAGUGCAAUAUCUCAUUUUCCUGCCUUCUAAUUUUGAAAUACGUGUAUUUUGUAUGGAAUUCGGUUAUCAGCUGGAUAAAGGUAAUUUUUUUUUUU
Molecule: messenger RNA, 1704 nt
Organism: Hyalella azteca
Lineage: Eukaryota; Metazoa; Arthropoda; Malacostraca; Amphipoda; Hyalellidae
Product: casein kinase II subunit beta
Exons: 4
Coding region: 35-682 (215 amino acids)
Cellular component (GO): cytoplasm; protein kinase CK2 complex
Molecular function (GO): protein kinase regulator activity
Source: RefSeq, a predicted model, not a curated record